Molecule: messenger RNA, 3222 nt
Organism: Acanthocheilonema viteae
Lineage: Eukaryota; Metazoa; Nematoda; Chromadorea; Rhabditida; Onchocercidae
Source: the annotation of a GenBank genome assembly
AUGUUCUUCCAGAGUCCAAGACCGUUUGGACAGCAUUCUACGUCAUAUCGUUCGAUGAGUAGCAAUAUACAUUCAUCAUCUAGUAUGACCAGUUUACAAAUGCCAGAACCGAAAAGUGGACGGACCAGUGCACCACCAAUCAGUUUUGCAUCUGUUUAUGAGGGUAACCGUUUUGGUCUAUCUGGACCACGAAUGGAUCAUACUUCUAUUAAAAAUUCGAAUUUCGAGAAAACGAGAAUUUCCGAACACUCAAGUUUGGUUGAGAUUAUUAAGAAUGUGGAAGGAGAUCGAUCAAAUAUUGUCAGCUCAGCUGGGACGUCCACAGCUGGUUUCAAAAAUUAUGAGAAACAUAAGGCUACGCCCUUACAUGAUUCAACUGAUUCAGGCGGAACUUCUGAUCAGAAUUUGAAUAUUCUCCAGCCAGAAGGACGUAAUCUAGUAUCAAAGAGUAAUGUAUUCCAGGUUGUUAACCAACAGUUACCAUCUUGGGUACGCCAAACACAAUCUCGAGAACCGCAAUCAGAACAAACUUUACAGAAUGUUAAUCAAUAUCGCAAAGAAUAUCGUCGGCCGAAUACUAAUAACCAAUGUAAUCGUUUUUGUUCAGAUUCAGCGGUAGAUUUUGCUGAUCAUGCUCCAAAGUCGGUAGCAAUUCAGUCGCAAUCGGCACCCUUUUUCAGCACUGGUGGAUAUACCAGUAUGCGUGGACCAACCCAUGAUCAUGAAAGUUUUUCCGAAACACGGGUCAGCAGUUCUCAGUUUAAUGCAUCUCAGGUUCCAUUUAAUGAACAACAGCAACAACAACAACAGAAGCCAAUUGCCUAUCAUCAGUUGGAAAGACGUAAAAAUUAUGCAACGUUACAUCACAUAGCGUCACCAAAAAUUGGGCCAUUGCAAAGGCGUAUAUCAGAUCCAAAUUUGAAAAAGAUCAAUGGCAAUGACUUACCAGAGAAUAUAGCAAUGUUUAAUGUUGCGAAAGGAGUUCGGGCAGAAUUGGAGCAAGAUCCGAAAUUCAGAAGAAAUGCCGAUAUUUUGAGUAGCCGAACAGCACCGGAACCGAUAGCAAGUGCUCCUCUUCAGGAGCAACCGAAACAAUCUCCCUCACUGCGGCAGAUGAAAAAUUUUUUCGAGCAGAACGUUCAACAAUUUCAUAAUGUUCUUAGCACUAAAAGGCCGCCACCGUUACCAUCAUCAAAACUAUUCAAUUUAGAACAUGUACGUAGUAUAUUUCGUACCAACAAUACUGUUCGCACAGAAUCACCAUCAAUGGCUAUCUCCACAUCUAUGAAUCCACAAACUAAGCAAGACAAUCCGUUUUUGGGGAAGUCGAUAAAACCAUUAGUUGAAACGCGUGAGGCUCAAGAAGAAAUGACUGGUGCUAAAUUGAAGAAAGAUAUGCGAACUUCGGAGAUAAUCGGCCGACAGAUGGUUAGCACUUCACAAAAUAUCGAGUCAACAAACAACGCUGAAAAAUUGGUAGAACGAAAGGUACAUUCGAUUAAUGAAACAAGUAAAAGAAAUAUACAAGCAAAUCCGACAUUUAUCAUCGAUAAACCAGUAAUUACAACAGGAAUCGAUAAAAGUCCUGAAAUGCGGAAAAAAAUUGUCUCGCAGGAACAACCUAUUGUUUUGCAAGAUAUUGCUAUGUUGGAAAAAGACUACGAUUCUCUUACUACUUCUAUCACACCACGGCGCUUAAACCAACCAUUUCCUGUAAAUGAUGCAGCAUUCGUUAAUGGUAGUAAGAAAACUCGAAGUGCCGCAGGUCCACCUGGAAUUUUAAUGAAAGAUGGAAAUAAUAUUCGAUUAGCGAACGAUUCAGGAAUUAAAACACCAAAAAAAGUUGCAUUUCGAUGUGAUAGAGAUAGUACUGGUUUUGCAAAGAAUAAACUCGAAGAAAGUAGAACAUCAAUUGAAACUCCACCAUCUGUUGUGCAGUAUGAUGAUGCUGUUGACGAGCCUCUUCAAAGAAUGCUGAAGCUAAGUGCUGAUAUUGGUGGUGAUCUGCAAACAGUGGGUAACAAAUUGUCGACAAUUUUCAUGGAACAGCGCAAUUUUAUUUGGUUAGCUGCUGGUCAAAAAGAACCAUCGAAUAAAGAGCUUCAGGCAAAGCUUAAUCCUUUGGUUAAGUUGAUGGAAGAUUUAUCAAUAUUCAAAGAAUCCAAAAGGAAUACACCUUUUUUCAAUCAUAUUUCAGCUGCAAGCGAGGGAAUUCAAGCGCUUGGAUGGCUCACAGUGAAACCUACGCCUGCACCAUUUAUCAAAGAUAUGUUUGAAGCAUCGAUGUUCUUUGUGAAUCGUGUACUGAAGGAAUGGAAGGAUAAUAAGAUUCAUACUGAAUGGGCGAAGUCAUGGUCAGAUGUUUUGAAUGCUUUGCAGAAAUAUGUACGGCAAGUACAUACUACGGGUCUUGUUUGGAACAGCUGCCCAGGCACAAAGCCACCAAUACUGGUAAAACAGGCCACUUCCAACAACAUUUUAUCUGGAGGUGUGCCACCUCCGCCUCCUCCUCCUCCUGUCCUGCCACCCGAUCUUUUUGCUGCUUCUGAAACAAAUGUUUCGACCGACAAAAGUGAUCGAGCAGCAUUGUUUGCGGAAAUUAAUGCUGGUGAAGAAAUUACAAAACGUCUGAAAAAAGUAACACCAGAUAUGCAAACACAUAAGAAUCCGGCACUUCGAUCGCAGCACAAAGAAAUUGAUGAUAGAACACGAAAUACGGAAACAACGUCAGCAGUAACUGAAAAUACGUCGCCAGUAAAAAAACAAGAAAGUAAACCGCCGAAAACAUGGUUAGAUAAUGGCAAGCAGUGGAACGUGGAAUACUAUAAAAAUAACAGCAAUGUGAUGGUUGAAGUUGGUGAUAUGAAACAGACAGUAUAUAUAUUCAAAUGCGAGAAUAGUGUCAUUCAGAUCAAGGGAAAGGUAAAUUCAGUAACAUUGGAUAGCUGUAAAAAGACAUCUGUUGUAUUUGACAGUCUUUUGUCUCAAUUUGAAACACUCGGUGCUAUGCCAACAUUAUCGAUCCAGAAAACUGAUGGUUGUCAGGUGUAUCUCAGUAAAAGUGCAAUAAAUGCAGAAUUAAUAACAAGUAAAUCAUCUGAAAUGAAUGUGCUUGUACCUGGUGCUGAAGAUGGUGAUUUCGUAGAAUUUGCUGUACCUGAACAGUUCAAAACAGUUUACGAUGGACAGAAAUUGAAGACGACAGUGUCCGACAUAUGCUAA